AUGGAGGUAGAGCGAGGUCGAGCUGGAGUAGGAAGACCAGCUGGAGAGGAGGUCCAGCUGGAGAAGGAGGGAGUAGAGAAGGAGGAGGUCGAGCUGGAGAAGGAGGUUGAACUGGAGAAGGAGGUAGAGCUAGAGAAGGAGGUAGAGCUGGAGAAGGAGGGAGAGCUGGAGAAGGAGGUAGAGCUGGAGAAGGAGGUGGAGCUGGAGAAGGAGGUAGAGCUGGAGGUGGCCAAGGCAGAUAGAGCACCGUGUUAUGCGGUGGCGCGCAUGGUGUCUCUAGUACGUGUUCUUAGCCCGGUGCGCUACAUCCCAGCUCCCCGCAUCUGCCGGGCUAGGGUGAGCAUCCAGCCAAAACGGAGUGUGCCAGCCCUGCUCUCCGGACCUCCAGGACGUCUCUACGGCCCAGGAUAUCCUGCGCCGGCUCUGCGCACUCUGUCUCCAGUGCGUCUGCACAGCCCAGUGCGUCCUGUGCCUGCGCCCCGCACGUGCCAGGCCAAAGUCACCAUCCAGCCAGGACGGGUUGUGCAGGCUCCUGGCUCGAUACCCCCAGUGCGCCUCCACGGCUCAGUGAAUCCGGUGUCUCUGCCUAGGACAGGGCCUACUGUAUGUCUCUCCAGCUUGGUGAGCCCUGAGCCAGCUCAACGUACCAGACUGCCCAUACGUCUCCUCCCUCCAGUGAUGAUCCAUGGCAAGAAGCCUCCAAUGAUGAUCCAUGGCACGAAGCCAGCAACGCGAGUGCCCAGUCCGGAGCCUCCAGCGGCGAACGGUGCCCAGUCCGGAGCCUCCAGCGGUGAACGGUGCCCAGUCCGGAGCCUCCAGCGGCGAACGGUGCCCAGUCCGGAGCUCCCAGCGACGAAGGUCUCCAGUCCGGAGCCUCCAGCGACGACGGUGCCAGUCCGGAGCCCCCAGCGACGACAGUGCCCAGUCCGGAGCCUCCAGCGACGACGGUGCCCAGUCCGGAGCCCCCAGCGACGACAGUGCCCAGUCCGGAGCCCCCAGCGACGACGGUCUCCAGUCCGGAGCUCCCAGCGACGAAGGUCUCCAGUCCGGAGCUCCCAGCGACGAAGGUCUCCAGUCCGGAGCCUCCAGCGACGACGGUGCCAGUCAGGAGCCCCCAGCGACGACAGUGCCCAGUCCGGAGCCUCCAGCGACGACGGUGCCCAGUCCAGAGCCCCCAGCGACGACAGUGCCCAGUCCGGAGCCCCCAGCGACGAAGGUCUCCAGUCCGGAGCCUCCAGCGACGAUGAUGCCCAGUCCGGAGCCCCCAGCGACGACAGUGCCCAGUCCGGAGCCUCCAGCGACGACGGUGCCCAGUCCGGAGCCUCCAGCGACGAUGGUCUCCAAUCCGGAGCUCCCAGCAACGAAGGUCUCCAGUCCGGAGCCUCCAGCGACGACGGUGCCAGUCCGGAGCCCCCAGCGACGACAGUGCCCAGUCCGGAGCCUCCAGCGACAACGGUGCCCAGUCCGGAGCCCCCAGCAACGACAGUGCCCAGUCCGGAGCCUCCAGCGACGACGGUGCCUGUCCGGAGCCCCCAGCGACGACAGUGCCCAGUCCGGAGCCUCCAGCGACGACGGUGCCCAGUCCGGAGCCUCCAGCGACGACGGUGCCCAGUCCGGAGCCCCCAGCGACGACAGUGCCCAGUCCGGAGCCCCCAGCGACGACGGUCUCCAGUCCGGAGCUCCCAGCGACGAAGGUCUCCAGUCCAGAGCCUCCAGCGACGACGGUGCCAGUCCGGAGCCCCCAGCGACGACAGUGCCCAGUCCGGAGCCUCCAACGACGACGGUGCCCAGUCCGGAGCCUCCAGCGACAACAGUGCCCAGUCCGGAGCCUCCAGCGACGACGGUGCCAGUCCGGAGCCCCCAGCGAUGACAGUGCCCAGUCCGGAGCCUCCAGCGACGACGGUGCCCAGUCCGGAGCCCCCAGCGACGACAGUGCCCAGUCCGGAGCCCCCAGCGACGAAGGUCUCCAGUCCGGAGCCUCCAGCGAUGAUGAUGCCCAGUCCGGAGCCCCCAGCGACGACAGUGCCCAGUCUGGAGCCCCCAGCAACGAAGGUCUCCAGUCCGGAGCCUCCAGCGACGAUGAUGCCCAGUCCGGAGCCCCCAGCGACGAAGGUCUCCAGUCCGGAGCCUCCAGCGAUGAUUAUGCCCAGUCCGGAGCCUCCAGCGACGACGUUCUCCAGUCUGGGGCCCGCUACGAGGGUCCCAGGUCCGGGGUCGGUGGCGAGGGUCCCUGCAUCAGAGGUGCCACCAAAGUGGGGUGAGCCAGCGGUGGAGCGUCCCGCACCUGAGCUGCCACACCCUGACCUUAGAGAUCCUUUUAUGUCUCUAUUUUGGUUUGGUCAGGGCCUGUUCUUCGCCGUGAUCCCAGGAGAAGGUGGUUUCUACUCCGCUGUGAGGAUGCUGAGCAGCAAGGAGAAGGUCAAGGUGGACCUGCACCCUCUAAAUGCAUAG
This is a messenger RNA of Oncorhynchus masou masou (cherry salmon), 2451 nucleotides long. RefSeq names its product serine/arginine repetitive matrix protein 1-like. The record is from RefSeq and is a predicted model, not a curated record. Lineage: Eukaryota; Metazoa; Chordata; Actinopteri; Salmoniformes; Salmonidae. The transcript has 4 exons. Bases 1 to 2451 code for a protein of 816 amino acids.